ACAACCGUGUCGAACACAUUCCUCCACACUCGCUCUUUCUAUUCAUUUGUAUAAUGGCCAACAGAGACGACCCUCUUUCUUUCAUAAUCAAUCCCCUAACGUCCUCUUCCUCUCCUCUGGCCGCCUCAGACGCUGAUAGCUACCUUCUGGAUGGCUCUCAGAUUGGAAGCGCCUCCGGGAGUUUCCAGAACGAGGGUUUUCUCGGCGGCCUCGAUGUUGCCGGCGGGGGAGACGCCGAGUUUGGCUUCUCCCGUCCCGAUUUUAGGCAGAGCCCACUUGUUGGCACCGUAGAGUUUUAUGAGCGCCACGUCUUCCUCUGCUACAAGAAUCCUCAGGUCUGGCCUCCCCAUAUCGAGGCCACUGAGUUUGAUCGCUUGCCCAGGCUUCUGGCUGCUGCACUUUCAGCUCGAAGGACGCAUAUGAAUCGAGAGACCCGCUUGACCAUAUGUGAAGGACAUGAUGGAACUGAGACAUCAAACGGGGAUGUGUUAAUCUUUCCAGACAUGAUCAGAUACAGGAGAUUGACUCAUUUUGAUGUGGAUACAUUUGUUGAGGAGGUACUUGUGAAGGGUGGUGUAUGGUUGCCUGGAACUCCAGAAGCUCUUAGGGGAUGGUAUAUUUUUGUAUGCUGUCAUGGUACAAGGGAUCGCCGGUCUGGUUAUUGUGGCCCACCUAUAGUUAAUAGAUUUAAAGAGGAGAUUGAGUUGCGUGGUCUUAGAGGUAAAGUGUCGGUCAGCCCAUGCUCACACAUUGGUGGCCACAAGUAUGCUGGAAAUUGCAUCAUAUUUGGACCUAGUGGUAGCAAGGAAGUCACUGGGCACUGGUAUGGGUAUGUGUCUCCAGAUGACGUCCCUACCUUGCUUGAGCAGCAUAUUGGAAAAGGAGAACUUGUUGAUCUUAUGUGGAGGGGACAGAUGGGACUAUCAGAAGAUGACCAAGAAAAGUCACAGAGGCUGAGGCUCCAAGUUAACGGCGGCAGUCCAAUCGCACAGACGAUCAACGGCAUGUGUGGAUCUCAGACUGAUCUUGGCACAGAGUGUUGCCAGUCGAAUGGAAGCUUUCUUUGUUGUCAGAAGAAGGCUCCAUUGUCGGAGCAGAGAAGCAAUUCUGCUCAUGAUGACGAAGCGCCGAAUUUUAAGUUUGAAAGCAUUAAGAGCUCGAGGAAACAAAACAGGGGCCGCAAAGGUUCUCAUGUACGCAAAGUAUGCUCGAUCCCUUCGUGGCGUGAAACCUGGGAACGAGAAGAUACAUAUGCCGUUCUUGCUGUUAUUGGCGCUGCCAUGUCAGUUGCCUUUGCAUACAAUUGCUACAAACAAUUGAAGUAAUUAGUUUACCCAUUUGUCACUUUUCUGUGUUACAAUCUCAGUGUGUCGAAAGAAAUUCUUUAGUUGUGAUGUAAAUUUAGACUGUUAUUGUCCCGUGUACAAUACAAACGCACUGAAUUCUGUAAUUCGUCUAUUUGUAUAUCCAAUUCAAUUUAUGCUCAGCCCUUGUUUGGUUAAGGAAAUUCAAA
This is a messenger RNA of Cuscuta europaea, 1513 nucleotides long. Lineage: Eukaryota; Viridiplantae; Streptophyta; Magnoliopsida; Solanales; Convolvulaceae. The record is from the annotation of a GenBank genome assembly.